This is a messenger RNA of Priapulus caudatus, 1034 nucleotides long. Its product is annotated as syntaxin-8-like. Gene Ontology annotation, molecular function: SNARE binding; SNAP receptor activity. The coding region runs from base 41 to 694 and encodes 217 amino acids. Gene Ontology annotation, biological process: intracellular protein transport; vesicle fusion. Gene Ontology annotation, cellular component: SNARE complex; endomembrane system. NCBI's taxonomy places the organism in Eukaryota, Metazoa, Priapulida, Priapulimorpha, Priapulimorphida, Priapulidae. The transcript has 7 exons. The record is from RefSeq and is a predicted model, not a curated record.
ACAAGACCAUGAUUCCUGUGCUAGACUUAGCCAGGAAAUUAUGGAGAAGAUCAAUCAAAGAAAUAAUCUUCAUGGCGACAAAGCAAAACUUGCUAAGCUAUCAUCGAUAAUACGACAGAUGUUAGUGACGUAUGGAAACCAGGUCAGCAAUCUGAAGCAGUCUGUGAUGAGAUCAGCAUCAACAUUCCAAAUUACGCAGAGGGAGAUGGAACGGAGACAACUCAUGGUUGACAAUCUAACCACAAAUGCAACUCGUAUGGAGCAGGCCUUCAAGCACGAAUCAUCUGCCUUGAGCAAUAGGACGUCGUUAUUCAGCCCAGCACCUGCUUCAAGCAAUUACAUGAUGCCGAUGGCUGAUCCAGAUUUCUCUACAGAUGUGCCAGUCAGCGAUAUUUUGCAGCAGCAGCAGCAGGCCAUCCGAGAGCAAGAUCAAGGUCUGGAAGCACUAGCCAAGGUCAUAUCCAGGCAGAAAAACAUGGCACAUACCAUAGGUCAUGAAGUGGAUUAUCAAAAUGAACUAUUGGACGAUAUCCAUGAUCACGUGGAUAGAACUGACCAACGACUCCUCAGAGAAACUCGCCAUGUGAAACUUGUCGACAAUAAGUCAAACACUUGUGGUUACUGGGUGGUUAUAGUGCUGCUUUUGGUUACCAUCAUUGUGAUAGCUGCAGUCCCGUUUAAAGGAAAAGGAUAGGUGGAAUAUUGUACAAACAAAUGGUUGCUUUUCUAUGCAGUUUUAUCACUGGAAAGCUGGUCCAGGUAACUGAAAUCGCAGUCUGGCGGAUUUGUCGAGCUAUUUAUCUGAUUGCACAUUGGGAAAUAUAUGACAGAGUACAGAGUUAUUUAAGCAACAGUUGUAUCUAUUUAACACAGCAGACAUUGGCGGUACUUUAAGGUUAGUCAAGUCAAGGCUCGAGUUGACAUCAUGAAUAAUGAAUCGUUUAAAUCUGAAAAAAAACUGUGUAUGUAAGUAUAUAUAUAUAUAUGUGUAUUAAAUGUAUGUGAAUGAAUAAGUUUAUUAAAAAUUUAUUACU